Cyprinus carpio (common carp) is the source of this 3954-nucleotide messenger RNA. Its product is annotated as UDP-glucuronosyltransferase 2C1-like. Gene Ontology annotation, molecular function: UDP-glycosyltransferase activity. Lineage: Eukaryota; Metazoa; Chordata; Actinopteri; Cypriniformes; Cyprinidae. The record is from RefSeq and is a predicted model, not a curated record.
UGGACCAAUCUAAAUUUUAAACAGAAAUACUGUAAUUAUUAAUAAUUGUUUGAUGUUUUAAUGCAUUAGCCUUUCAUUUAUUAGGUGAGCAGAGGUCAUUAAAAAACACACACACACACACACACACACACACACACACACACACACACACACACACACACACAGACACACAAUUCAGCAAAAUACAUACAGUGCCACAAGCAUAGUUCAACUGAUUCCCAAAUUAAUUAUGACAGGAUUCUUUUUAGUGAAUCAGUGCAUUGUGACCAGGGUAAACAAAUCCUAAACAAACCACUUCUUGGAACUGGUUCUUUUUAGUGACUCACACACAUACAGCUUACAGCUUACUGCGUUAUGUUGUACUCAAACCUCGUUAAGCUUUAAUAGAUUAAUUAUUGUUGUUUGUAUGACAGUAUUACCUUAAAAAUACACGUUAUGAAUUUUGUCAUCAGUAGCUAUUUUGUAAGAAUGUAUUAAUUAAUUAAUUAAAUAUUUAACCAUAUUUUUUGAUUGUUUAUUUUGAUAAUCAUUUUUAUUUCAAAUGUUUUUAUGUAACAUAAAACAUGUACAGUAUAUGGCAAUCAAUUACAUUUAGAAAAUCAGUUUGAUUUGGAGUUCUAUUGGGCAUUUCACAUGAUUUUUUUAUGUACUGAAAAUAAAAUUAAACAUUUUGUUACAGUAAGCACUGUUGUUUUUCAUUGUAUUUGCAACCUGGACCGUGUUUUUGCCAAAAGACAUUCUGGUCUUUAUUGUAAAAUGCUCUGUUCUAUGUAGUUUAAUCCUCAUAUAGUGUUGAUAUGAAGUACUGGCCAUAUAAGUAGCUGCCGUGCACUAAGAUAGUCAGCAUCAAGGUAAAAUUACACAACAAAAUUCUAAAUGGUAGCUUAUUAACUAGGCCUUUGCAGGUAAAUGCCCUUUGCCCCUGUUAAAGACUGUUAAAUGAGCAUAUCAGCAUGCACAAUGAGACUAAAGGAGAGUAAAUGCUUGUAGUUUUGUGACUUACGUUACAUUCAAGGCUGACCUGGUAGUGAUUUUGCAUGCUACAUGGAUUUGAAUGCCAUCUAAUAAACACAAACCAGCAGGUGCCAUGAACAGACAGAUUUUUCAGUCGUGUGGCCAAAUCAGAUUAACCCUUCUGCUGCUGACGACUGUCACAAUUGUUCAAAGCGGGAAGGUUCUUGUCUUUCCUGUGGAUGGCAGUCACUGGGUCAACAUGAACGUCUUGGUGGAGGCACUUCAUGCCAAAGGUCACAAUAUUACAGUCAUUCGGAUGGCAGACAGCUGGUACAUCAAAGAAUUCUCCCCUCACUACACAUCAGUCACUCUGAAUUCUCCUGGAGGAUUCGAAGAAGAAUUCUUUGAGACGUUUGCAUUCAGACUUAUGAAAAUCCUGAGAGAAGGUUCCACAUGGGGUCGUCUGAAACUGGAGAUAGAGAUGUGGGAAAAUGUUGGAAAGAUGUUUAAAAUAAAAAGUGAGAUGAUAGUUAACAUGUUUGAAGACCAAGAGCUAAUGCAGUCCAUAAAAGACACUAAAUAUGAUUUGGUUCUUACAGAUCCAGUUGAUUUUGGAGGUAUUCUAUUGGGUCACUAUUUCAAACUGCCCAUUGUCUACAAUGUUCGUUGGACAGUUUGCAGUGAGGCUCAUUUUGUUAUAGCGCCUUCUCCACUUUCUUAUGUUCCUUUGCCAUUGCUGGAGUUAUCAGACCGGAUGAGUUUCUUUGAAAGAGUGAAGAAUGUUGUGAUGUACAUCAUAACUGAAACGCAAGUCGCUUUUAUGAUUGCUCCAACGUAUAAUGCACUUUGCGAACGAUUCAUUGGCCCAGGAGUGUCCUUCCUUACCUUAGUUCAGAGUGCUGAUCUGUGGCUUCACAGAGUUGAUUUUAUUUUUGAAUUCCCGCGUCCCACUAUGCCGAACAUUGUCUACAUGGGAGGUUUUCAAUGCAAGCCAUCAAAACCUCUUCCCCAAGAUCUGGAGGACUUUGUGCAGAGCUCUGGUGAUCAUGGUGUCAUCAUCAUGUCUCUGGGCACUCUCAUUGGUCAGCUUCCUGAUGAUGUGGCUGAGGCGAUAGCUGAAGCUUUUGCAGAACUUCCACAGAAGAUCAUCUGGAGGUACAAAGGAAAGAGACCAUCUGCUCUAGGAAACAACACCUUAAUGAUGGACUGGAUGCCUCAGAACGAUCUUCUGGGUCAUCCUAAGACCAGAGCCUUUGUGGCACAUGGAGGAACCAACGGGAUUCAAGAAGCCAUCUACCACGGGGUACCUAUCAUUGGAUUUGGGCUGAUUUUUGACCAGCCUGAUAAUCUUGCAAAAAUGAGAGUACGAGGUGUAGCAAAGACUCUAGAUUUUGCCACAGUGGAUAAGGACUCCUUCCUUAAAACUGUCAAAGAGGUCCUUUAUGAUCCCUCUUAUCGGGAGAACAUGCAGAGGCUCUCAAGGCUUCACAAGGAUGUUCCAGUGAAACCUCUGGACAACGCCAUCUUCUGGAUUGAGUUUGUUAUGAGGCACAAAGGUGCUGCUCACUUGCGCACAGAGUCUUACAAAAUGCCCUGGUACUCUUAUCACUCUGUUGAUGUCAUACUGUUCCUGCUUUCUGCUGUGUCACUCAUAAUCUUGACUAUAUAUGCAGUAAUCAGAUAUUUCUGCUGCAGAAUAUGCAUGAGGAAAAGAAAAAACAAAAGCAAAUGAGUUCAGUUGUUAAAUCGACAAUAUUUGUGUUGUACUGUAGAGCUCUACAGCUUUAUUUUUUGUGUUUAACUAUAUUCAUAUCUGGUUUAAGUAAACAGAUCAUUCUCUUAUUUAAAAUUAUUUUCAUAUGGUAAUUGAUAAAUGUUGAUUAAUUCAAACCAUAUUACAUUCUAUUUACUCUAUAUAUGAACAAAUAUUGUACAAACAUGCCAUUUAUUGUGUCAUAUACCUACAGUGCCAUAUAUACAUAUUUUUACUCAUAUAUAUGCAAUGUCUUAAUGUUCUUCUCAGCUCCUGAUCAUCCUAUCAUCAAUUAUUUUUGCAAUAAAAACCAUAAAUGUACAAUAAUCCUCAUAUAGCUGUAAAAUACUAUUCAAAAUUUGGGGUUUUCAGCACUCAUUACUCCAGUCUUCAGUGUCACAUGAUCCUUCAGAAAUCAUUCUAAUAUGCUGAUUUGCUGGUCAACUAAGAUUUCUUAUUAUUAUCAUUCUUUGAUGAAUAUAAAAACUCUUUUGUAAUAUUAUACAUCAUUACUGACACUUUUGAUCAAUUUAAUGCAUCCUUGCUGAAUAAAAAUAUACAUUUCUUUUAAAAAAAAAAAUCUUACUUACCAAAAUUGUUUAAACGGUAAUGUAUAGAUUCCUAUUUUAGUGCAGUGGUUCAAUUAAUGGUAUAUUGUUCCUCAAACUGGGUGAACAGAAGAGCACAGUGCCUGUUGUCCCUUUCACUUUGUGAGAGCAGAAUAAAAAGAAAGGCCAAGUACUCAUAAUCCAGCGCUUGAUAGAACUAAAAGAGCUCUUGUCAUAAGAGUUCUUAUUAUAUCAGUAUCACAUUAAAAAUGCCAAGUGUUACUGUAGUAAACUAAGGGAUAAAAAAACAAAAGCGUGAUGGGAAAUUUACAACCCAGUCUAUUAAAGUGAAGGAAAGUAUUAUCUGGCAGGACCCGAUCUAUUGUGGGUUUAGCAGUCUUAAAAACAAACACGGCUGCUGCAAAAAUGUCCCUAUAAUUGAUGUACUGUGUUAUUUUUAUUAUUUUGACCUUCUUGAACUGUGCUAAAUGAUGUUGAAAUUCUACUUUAUCUAAAUGGUUGGGUUUUUGUGGCUGUUACUUUUUGUUGCAAUGUAAAAAAUUAUUUUUUAAAAGAACAAUGACUGAUUUGACUUUUCUAUGAUUGUUCUCAUUGUAUUAUAAUACAUUUACUGAAUGCAACAUCCACAUCAAUACUCUUACUGAAUUACUGAGUUCACUCAUUUUUGUUUUUGUUAUA